AUGGAUAGCAGAGUGCUCGGUGAUUUGUAUGAGGAGAUUUUUUGCAAGAUUGGAGAAGUGGAGAUCUUGCAUACACUCAAAUUCACAUACGAAAACGCCCACGUCUUUCCUCAGUCUUUCAUCGCAUACACCCUCCAAACUGGUCCAUCUUCUUACGCACGGAGCGUCGCUUACCCCUAG
Parastagonospora nodorum SN15 is the source of this 180-nucleotide messenger RNA. RefSeq lists its product as hypothetical. The coding region runs from base 1 to 180 and encodes 59 amino acids. The record is from RefSeq and is a predicted model, not a curated record. The transcript has 2 exons. NCBI's taxonomy places the organism in Eukaryota, Fungi, Ascomycota, Dothideomycetes, Pleosporales, Phaeosphaeriaceae.